UGCACCUGCACAGGAGUCCCUGGGGCUUGUGACGUAUUGAUUGCAUAUACAGAUGAUGCCACUGAAUGGUGUCAGUAUCUUCAGAAUCUCUUCAUCUCUUCUCGGCAAGUUCGAAAGCAGCGGAUUCUGAGCUACAAGGUGGAGAGUGGGACUGCCAUUCCCCAUGAGGAGCUGGACCUAUUCCGUAGUAGCCGAUGCAUCGUUGUGUUGCUCUCUGGUGAGCUAGUGCAAAACUUUUACAUCCCUGCUGCCCUUCAGAGCCUUCAAGAAGCUUUGCAUCCCCCACACAAAGUGGUCAAACUGUUUUGCGGUGUCACAGAUUGUGAUGACUAUCUGACAUUUUUCAAGGAAUGGUCUCAGUGGAAAGAGCUCACCUAUGAUGAUGAGCCUGAUGCUUACCUUGAAGCUAUCAAGAAAGCUAUUUCAGAAGAUUCUGGCUGUGAUUCUGUGACUGAUACAGAGGCAGAAGACGAGAGAGAACCAGUUUACUCCAGGAAAAUUGCAAUGAGUGAACAGCAUGGAACAUCUGAGGGCACCACAGAAAACCUGGUGGUGCUGCCUGAUCACAUACGUUGUGGGGUGCAGAUGACUGUUUAUAUAAUCAUGAAGUGCAAGAUGGAUGGUAAAGUGAAAACAGAAGCUGAAUUCACUCCAAGGAAUGCCCCAUCUGUGCGUGUGCCAGCCAGGAUGGAAAAUGAGUACACAGUUUCUGUGCAGGCACCAGAUUUAACAUCUGGACCAGUGUCUCUACGGAUAUAUUCAGGUGACUUGUUGGUAGGGGAAGCAAACAUCAAGUAUUACACCGACAUGGAAGAGGUCGGCAACCUGUUGGCUAAUGCAGCUAAUCCAGUGGAGUUCAUGUGUCAGGCCUUUAAAAUAGUACCAUACAACAUAGAAACUCUGGACAAACUGUUGACAGAAUCACUAAAGCAAAACAUUCCUGCAAGUGGCUUGCACCUGUUUGGAAUCAACCAGCUGGAGGAAGAAGAUAUGACAACAAACCAGAGAGAUGAAGAGCUGCCAACACUGCUUCACUUCGCUGCAAAAUAUGGGCUGAAGAACCUCACGGCUCUACUGCUCACAUGCCCAGGAGCCCUGCAGGCCUACAGUGUAGCCAACAAAUAUGGGUACUAUCCAAAUAAUAUCGCAGAAAAACAUGGCUUUAAGGACCUCCGACAGUUCAUUGAUGAAUAUGUGGAAACAGCAGAUAUGCUGAAGAGUCACAUUAAGGAGGAACUGAUGCAAGUUGAAGCAGAUGAGUCUGUUUAUGAGUCCAUGGCCCACCUCUCCACUGACCUGUUGAUGAAAUGUUCCCUAAAUCCUGGCUGUGAUGAUGAGCUGUAUGAAUCCAUGGCUAACUUAGUGUCUGGUGCCACAGAAGAUCUUUAUGUUGAGAUGCUCCAAUCAAAAUCAGACACCCCGAUCACUAGAGAUGAGAUUUCUAUGAGAACCAAAGACUCUAUGCUGCGCAAAUUUUUAGAAGGCAGUAGCGUAGAUAUGCCAGAUUCAGAAGAAGAUUCUUACCUGCAGUGCAGUGGGGAAGAUCUUUACUACACUAUAGCACAGGAUGACUUUCCUCCAGAGGUGGCUAACAGGCCCCCAGUUCCUGUUCCAAGGCCGGAUGCCAGCUCCCCACAACCAGACAAAGAGCUGUACAUUUCCAAAGUUUUUGCACAAAAAGCCCGAAGACCUGAGAAUCUUUAUAUCUCUUCAGAGAGGGUUAAGAAAGAACCAGCCGUCAGGCUAGUCAGGGACGCAUCUCAGUCAAGCAUCUAUGAUCCAUUUGCUGGGAUGAAAACCCCGGGUCAGCGGCAGUUAAUUACUUUACAGGAACAAGUCAAGACGGGAAUACUCAAUGUGGAUGAAGCUGUGCUUCAUUUCAAGGAGUGGCAACUGAACCAAAAAAAGAGAUCAGAAUCAUUCCGGUUCCAGCAGGAAAACCUGAAACGGCUACGAGACAGCAUCACCCGGAGGCAAAUAGAGAAGCAGAAAGCAGGAAGAAAUUCUGACUUGGAAAUCACUGAGCCUAUUCACCAUUUGUAUAAUUCUCCUGGGAAAGUAGAAUGCGGGAUUUAUGAAUAUACCCCCAGGAAAAGUGCUUUCCCACCAAAAAAGGAGCUAAAGCGAGGGGACUGGAAAACAGAGAGCACCUCAAGCACAACAAGCAGUGCAAGUAACCGAUCCAGUACUCGAAGCGUCAUGAGUGGCAGUAGUGGAAUGGAAGGUGACAGCGAGGACAAUGAAAUCCCAGAAUCCAAGAGAAGCCACAGUCCAGGAGCCCCACAGCUGGAGAGGUUACCUCUCACUCUGCCUGAAAGGCCUCCAAGAGUGCCUCCCCGAGGUGCAAGCAGGCCUGUAAGCAGUGAAAGCCUUCUUCCUCCACCUGUGCCCCCAAGAGGUCGCUGAAUCUCAAUGUAUUUUGGAAUCUGGGAUUUUCUAGAGCAUGUAUAAGUGUGUGGGGAGGGAGGGGGGUGAUAUUUUUGGGUCUUUUACAAUUAUUUAUAGGUGGAAGUAAGGUUAUUUUCUUCCCUCAAGUAUCUUUUUUUCACUGAGAUAUCUCUCAGCCUCUGGUGCCUUUUUUCUUGAAGGCUGUUUGUACUUCUGAAUUUUAAGGAAAAGCCAUCUGAAUUGACAAGGAGAAUUCUGAUGAGCUCUCUGACAGCUCUGAAUCAAGAUAAGGAGCUAAUCCUCCCCAGUCAAGAGCAUCCCAGCAAACAUCCCUUUGGUUAUUCUAAUAAGAAUUGUUUUAAAAAAAGGAUUUAAUGUUCUUUUGCAAAAAGUUCUUUGAGACUUUAUUUGAGGACUACUCAUUACAGGCUUCACAAAACGAGUAUACCAAUGAAUAUGCUAUAACUUGGACACUGGGUUCAUUUGCAUCAAAUCCCAGGUGGUUUAGGAUUUCUCUUCAAGAAGGAAUCGCUAGACUGGUUUUUGCGAAAGGACUCUGAAGACUACUUUAUGCAAGCAAAUGUUCUUGUGUACAUUAUUUUAAUCUAAUUGUCUCUUCCCCUUUGUCCCUGGAUGGGAUUUUUUGUUUGCAAGGUUCCGUGUAUGCUGCUUUUGGGAAUGCAAAACCCCCUGACAGUGACAGAUGGAUUUGCUCUUGGGCGCAAAGCAGCAGCUUAGGAGUCUUCUGGGGAUUUUGUUACUUUAAACAAGUGGUUCUCAACCUUUUUAGAUUCAAGACACCCUUUGUUAGACUCAAGGUACCCCUUUGAAAUUGCAAGCUCUUAGUUUUGACUUGUUUUUUGAUUACAAAAAAAUAAUAGAGCAAUUCUUCUGUAGCAAAGAUCUCUGAAAGACUACAAAUUGGAAUGCUUUUAAAACUAUGGAUUCCUAUAUGAAAUCUGUGGGCUUAUUUUAUGAAUCAUAUGUGCAU
Messenger RNA from Gavialis gangeticus (Gharial), 3379 nucleotides. It is a transcript of the gene PIK3AP1, whose product is annotated as phosphoinositide-3-kinase adaptor protein 1. Gene Ontology annotation, biological process: signal transduction. Gene Ontology annotation, cellular component: cytosol. The record is from RefSeq and is a predicted model, not a curated record. The annotation marks the transcript as partial. The transcript is spliced from 16 exons. Gene Ontology annotation, molecular function: phosphatidylinositol 3-kinase regulatory subunit binding; signaling receptor binding. NCBI's taxonomy places the organism in Eukaryota, Metazoa, Chordata, Crocodylia, Gavialidae.